This is a messenger RNA of Penaeus monodon (black tiger shrimp), 2706 nucleotides long. RefSeq names its product kinesin-like protein Klp98A. The coding region runs from base 94 to 2706 and encodes 870 amino acids. The record is from RefSeq and is a predicted model, not a curated record. Gene Ontology annotation, biological process: microtubule-based movement. The transcript is spliced from 20 exons. Gene Ontology annotation, molecular function: microtubule binding; ATP binding; microtubule motor activity. Lineage: Eukaryota; Metazoa; Arthropoda; Malacostraca; Decapoda; Penaeidae.
GUCAUUGUAAACAAAAAUGGAGAGGAGUGACUGACGUUUGACACUCAACUGAUAAAAAAUCUUGUCAAAUAAUCUCAUGGCUGUGAUAAUUGUAUGAAUAUGGCUUCUGUUAAGGUAGCAGUGCGCGUCCGACCUUUCAAUCAAAGGGAAAAAGAUCUACACUGUGCAUGUAUUGUAGAGGUUGAAGGCAAGAAAACAAGACUUAACAACAAUAAGGCAGCCUUGGGCGAUGGCUCAGAGAAUAGAGAACGCGGGAAGGACUUCACCUUUGACUAUUCGUACUGGUCCCACAAAGAAGAAGAUAGACAUUUUGCACCUCAGGUACAGAUAUAUGAAGAUCUUGGAACAGAUGUUGUAUCCAAUGUUUUACAAGGGUACAAUGCUUGUGUAUUUGCCUAUGGUCAGACUGGAAGUGGGAAAACCUUUACAAUGAUGGGGAGCCAGGCUAAUCCAGGUUUGAUACCAAGAAUCUGUGAAGCACUGUUCUCAAAAAUGGCUGAAGGCAGGGAAGCUGGAACCACUUACAAGGUAGAGGUGAGCUACCUGGAGAUCUACAAUGAACGAGUGAAAGAUCUUCUUCGACAAGGCAGUGAGAACACCACCCACUCUUUGCGUGUGAGAGAACACCCAAAACUCGGCCCUUAUGUCCAAGACCUCUCCAAUCACUUGGUUCAUCAGUACUCUGAUAUCCAGGAGUUAAUGGUAAGGGGAAAUUCUAUCCGAACUACUGCAAGUACCCACAUGAAUGAUACCAGCUCUAGAAGUCAUGCCAUAUUCACUGUAACAUUUAUACAAGCAAAACUACUGUCAGACAUGCCCCUUGAAACACGGUCUAAAAUCCACCUUGUUGAUUUAGCAGGCAGUGAACGUGCUGAUGCCACAGGAGCCACAGGUCAGAGGCUGAAAGAAGGAGCACAUAUUAACAAGUCCCUAGUCACGCUAGGCUCUGUCAUAAGUGCUCUGGCCGAACAAGCUGCAAAAGCUACUUCAGGAAAGACUGUUUUCAUUCCAUAUAGGGACUCUGUCUUGACAUGGCUUUUGAAGGAUUCUCUUGGUGGCAAUUCAAAAACCAUCAUGAUUGCAACAAUCUCUCCAGCUGAUGUUAAUUAUGGGGAGACAUUAAGUACUCUACGAUAUGCAAAUCGUGCGAAGAACAUUAUCAAUAAGCCAACCAUCAAUGAAGAUCCAAAUGUGAAGCUUAUCAGAGAAUUACGAGAGGAGAUCAUGAAGCUUAAGAGCAUGAUUCAUGAGUUUUCAGUUGUUGGGCCAGAGGAAAGCAGUGAGAAGGGAAGUAUUCUGGCCACACUGAGUCAGAAACAAGCCAAAGAAAAGGAGCUCACAGAUCAGUGGACAGAACGAUGGAGUGAAACACACACAAUCCUCCAGGAACAGAAGACCCUAGGGUUAAGGAAGGCUGGGCAAGGGGUAAUCCUUGAUUCAGAACGUCCCCAUCUGGUCCUAAUAGAUGACAACCUCCUGACCACAGGAGUCACAUUAUACCACCUUAAUGAUGGCACAACCACCAUAGGAUCUCUGCCAUCUCAGGAUAUUAGACUGGAGGGAGGAGAAGUGCUUGAGGAACACUGCACUAUCCACCUGCAUGAUGGGGCAGCGGUGUUAGAGUCCCGGCCAGAUGCUCAGUGCUGGGUCAACUCGCAGUUUGUUGAUAAGCCCAGUAGGCUCACUCAAGGAUGUGUGGUAGUGCUGGGAGGAAGUCACAUGUUCCGCUUCAAUGACCCCCAAGAAGCUGCGAGGCUGAGGAAGGAAGGAAAUAAGACACACCUUAAUCUCUCCCGCCUGUCCUUCUUGUCAAGAUCUGCCACCGAUCUUGUCAGAUCAUUUGACAAUCUCUCAGGGAUGGAGAAUGACUCUGAGAAGCAACAGAUGGAUGUCAGCAAUGUGUCCCGUAUGACCAAGAUGUCCAGAUUAGCUGAGGCAGCAGAUUUAUGUGAAAUGUCAACCCAAACAAGUCUGCACACACACAGCCAGCCAACAACUCCUAUUGGCAGUCAUCUUGAAGGGAGCUUGAGUAACCAUGCUCUCAGAAAAGCCAGAUGUCUUAUGCACACUGAUUUUCCCCCUCAUUCCCCUCUGCCAGGAGAAAAGGGAAGAUCCAAAGGAAACAGUUCAGUGAAUUCUACACCAGCCUCAGACACCUUCUACACUGCUACAUCUGUCCUCUCGCCCGACCCUCGUGACCUGAUCUCACCUCUGUCUCCUUUACCUCUUGAUGUCCCUCCCUCAGAAUGUGGGAGGGGAAGACUUGUCUCUAAGAAUAUCAAAGUAGAUGCAGGAGAGAUUCCCAGAACUCCAGAUUGUGCCAGUGCCAUUGCCAAAGAUAAUCUAGCAGCUUUCCUUACAUCUCCUAUCCUGCAAGUAGAAGGUCCCCCCUUCCCGGGUUUUUACAAUAACAUAGCCUUAGAUAAUAAUAAUAAAGGUUGUGCAAAUGGAAAUCUAGAAAAUCAGUCUCAAGUCAAUGUUAAUCAGAAGAGUAUUGGCACUGAAGUUGCCAAGGCAUCAAAAGUGCUGCUAAGACUUCGUGAAGGGUCAGAAAAGCAAGACACCAGUGUCAGUAAACAGUCGAUCUUCAGCCACCUUAGGAAAAAGACAGGGUGCCCCAAAAGGAAAAGACACAAGAAGAUCAAGAAGCAAGGGAAGACAAAGAAAAUGGACACCAUGUUGAAAGACCCACUGAUCUUCCACUAG